UCCUCCUCGUUUACGGUCUCUGACAGCCUGACUGUGCAAAGACGGCGAGAAGCGACCGACACAGACCGGCGGGGGAGGCAGGCAGGCGGCGCAAAGGAAAGGAAAAGACGGGAGGGGGGAACAUUCAGACAGUGUCCCGUAUUUGGAAUAACCAGGACAAGAAUACAGAUAGUCUUUUUUUGUUGUUGUUGUUGAAAGUUUGUUUUCUCUUUUUGACGUGAAACGAGGUUCUUUGUAACCUUCAACAGAAAGAGCCGCAUUUUGUCCUCCGACUGGAAACUCGAAGGUAACUGCAGACCAAACUAGGGAGACGUUUGGUUUCUGGACGAAGAAUGGGAUUUAAAGAACAUAUCUGCCAGCAGUGAGUGAGGGGAACGCAGCCCAGCAAGAAAGAAGGAAGAACUGUCGCAGAAAUAUUGGAAGUGUGCGCUUACUGCGUGUCCUUUGGUGAGGUGGGGUGCGGGGGGGGGGGGGAGAGAGGAAAGAUGGCAUUUAGAGGGGAAGAAAAGUAGCGUUAGCGUCAGUUCUCCCUGGCUAGCUCCGGAGCUAAGCUAGCAGCGGGCUUGCUCACUAAGCCUGUGUCGCCCUUUCAUUCCUGGAGCAGAGGAGGGGCGCCGGGGCUCUCCGUAGCACUGCGGGUCUGCCGUUGCGUUUCAGGGCUCGCUGGAAGAAUGGAGAACCCCAAACAUCUGCCUCGGCACCAGCUCAGUGAAGACUGCUGAUUUUUUUUAUUUUUUAUUUCUUUUUGUUUCGCUUUGAAAAGGGAGCACCAACUUGAUUCUGCACUGUUUUUCCCCCCCUCGGCCCCCCAGAGAGCGCAGAAGAGCGGAGGGAGCUGCAGGAAUCCACCGGCCUGGGGCAGCCUGGGACUCGCCUGCUUGUUUUCUUAUGCGCCCGGAGGGGAGCGGGCACAGGGGGGCGAGGGGGGGAGGUUAACAAAAUAACGGGGGAAUCGUUCACGUCUCACCCACCUUAUGGAUGCUGGAUCUGAACGGGGAGAUCAUGAGAGGGUCGGUUUUGCGAACGGAACGAGCUCCAUUGUGCCCGCGACGCAAAGUUUGAAUAUUUUCAAGACAUCCUCAAGGUGAGAGAAGUUUCUCUCCAGGCCCUUCUGCGCCAACCAACAGGGCCAGAAGAAGCUAACAGGCCUGAACAAAACAUGUCGGGAGAGGUGCGUUUGAAGAAGCUGGAGAAGCUGCUCCUGGACGGCCCAGCUCAGUCUAAUGGCCAGUGUCUGAGUGUGGAAACCCUGCUGGAUAUACUGGUGUGUCUGUACGACGAGUGCAACAACUCCCCCAUCAGAAGGGAGAAAAAUAUCCUGGAGUUCUUGGAUUGGGCCAAACCUUUCACUUCCAAAGUGAAGCAGAUGCGUCUGCACAAGGAAGACUUUGAGAUCCUGAAGGUUAUUGGAAGAGGAGCAUUCGGCGAGGUCGCGGUGGUAAAAGUGAGAAACACGGAUAAGGUCUUCGCUAUGAAGAUUCUCAACAAGUGGGAAAUGCUCAAGCGAGCAGAGACGGCGUGCUUUCGAGAGGAGCGGGACGUUUUGGUGAAUGGAGACAGCCAGUGGAUCACCACCCUGCACUACGCCUUCCAGGACGACAACAACCUGUACCUGGUCAUGGACUACUACGUGGGUGGCGACCUGCUGACCCUGCUGAGCAAGUUUGAGGACCGACUGCCUGAAGAAAUGGCCAAGUUCUACCUUGCUGAGAUGGUGCUGGCCAUCGACUCCGUUCACCAGCUCCACUACGUCCACAGGGACAUCAAACCCGACAACAUUCUGCUGGAUAUGAACGGCCACAUCCGCCUGGCCGACUUCGGCUCCUGCCUCAAGCUCAUGGAGGAUGGGACGGUCCAGUCCUCUGUGGCAGUAGGAACUCCAGAUUACAUUUCCCCCGAGAUCCUCCAGGCGAUGGAAGACGGGAAGGGCAAGUAUGGACCCGAGUGCGACUGGUGGUCCCUGGGCGUCUGCAUGUACGAGAUGCUGUACGGGGAGACUCCUUUCUAUGCAGAAUCCCUGGUGGAAACCUACGGGAAAAUCAUGAACCAUAAGGAGCGAUUCCAGUUCCCACAGCAGAUAACAGACGUGUCGGAGGAAGCGAAAGAUCUGAUUCGCCGCCUCAUUUGCAGUCGGGAACACAGGCUGGGUCAAAACGGCAUUGAGGACUUCAAACAGCAUCCGUUUUUCACUGGCAUUGACUGGGACAACAUCCGUACGUGUGAGGCCCCUUACAUCCCAGAAGUCAGCAGUCCUACAGAUACCUCUAACUUUGAUGUAGACGACGACUGUCUAAAGAAUUCGGAGACUAUGCCUCCUCCCUCUCACACUGCCUUCUCUGGCCAUCACCUGCCGUUUGUGGGUUUCACCUAUACAAGUAAAUGUUCCCUAUCGGACCGGGGCUGCCUCCGACAGCUGGCCGUGGAUCCAGGCAAAGCAGGGCAGGAGCAGUUGGACCUGGAUGUCCAGCGCAGGCUGGAGGAUAGUCUGGCCACCGAGGCCUACGAGAGAAGGAUACGUCGUCUGGAGCAGGAGAAACUAGAGCUGAGUCGCAAACUGCAAGAGUCGACUCAGGCUGUGCAGGCCCUGCAGCACCCAACAGGCGAGGGACCAGUCAGCUCCAACAAGGAAGUGGAGAUCAGGAGCCUCAAGAGCGAGAUCGACAUUCUCAAGAAGCAGAUCGCAGACUCAGGCCAACUGGAGAAGCAGCUGGAGGACGUGACGUCAGCGCGCAGGGACCUGGAGGACUCGUCCAAACACAUCAAGAGUCUGGAGAAGCAGAUGAAAAGCAUCACACAGGAGAGGGACGACUUACAGAAGGGCCUUGUGGAGGCGGCUGAGAAAAUGAAGUCCCAGUCUAAAGAGCUGAAGGACGCCCACAGCCAGAGGAAGCUGGCCAUGCAGGAGUUUUCUGAGCUCAAUGAGAAGCUGACAGAGUUCAGGUCUGCAAAGCAGCGCCUGGUUCGCCAGCUGCGCGACAAGGAGGAGGAGAUGGAGAGCCAGAAUCAGAGGGUGGAGGCUCUCCGCCUUGAGGUGCGAAAGGCUGAGAGGGCCAAGAAGGAGAUGGAGGUUCAGGCUGAGGAGCAAGCCGCUGAGGCUCAGAAAGAGAAGAAGCUGAGAGAGCGCAACGAGCAGUACAGCCGCCAGCUGGAGGAAGAACUGGAAGGACUUAAGGUGAAGCAGGUCGGCUCCCCGGCCGCUCCGGCUUCAGCUGACCAGACGCAGGAGGUGGGGCGUCUGCGAGCGGAGAUGGAGAAGAAGACGCUGCUGUACGAGGAGGAGCUGGGGCGCAGAGAAGCGCAGCACAGCACCGAGCUCAAGGCGCUGCGCAAAGAGCUGAGGGACGCUGAGAGCCAGCAGCUCAACCUGCAGAAAGAGAUCCUGAUGCUGAAAGACAAACUGGACAAGAUCCGCCGGGAGAGCCAAAACGAGCGUGAAGAGUUUGAGACGGAGUACAAGCAGAAAUAUGAGCGUGAAAGAAUCCUCCUCACUGAGGAGAAUAAGAAGCUGUCCAGUGAAUUAGACAAGUUGAGCGGGAUGUUUGAGAAGGUGAACAUCUCCAACCAGCAGCUGGAGGACGAGAUGAGGGAGCUGGCUGACAAAAAGGAGAGCGUGGCCCACUGGGAGGCCCAGAUCACCGAGAUCAUCCAGUGGGUGAGUGAUGAGAAGGACGCCCGGGGUUACCUUCAAGCUUUGGCCACUAAGAUGACCGAGGAGCUGGAGGGUCUGAGAAACACCAGCCUUGGCGCGAGAGCAACGGACAUGCCGUGGAAGAUGCGACGCUUCGCUAAGCUGGACAUGUCGGCUCGCCUGGAGCUGCAGUCGGCGCUGGACACGGAGAUCAAAGCCAAGCAGAGCAUCCAGGACGAGCUGAAUAAAGUCAAGGCGGACGGCAUCUCCACCGAAUGUAAACUGAAGGAGGUGGAGAGUAAAAACCAGGAGCUGCUGGCUGAGAUUGAGAGGCUGAAGAAGGAGACGGAGGAGCUCCGGCUGCGAAGAGGUGUCAAGCACCAGGAUUCCCAGAAUUCCUUCCUGGCUUUCCUCAACGCCCCCACCUCGGCCCUCGACCAGUUCGAUGACUCUUAUUCCUCAUCCUCAUCUUCUUUAAUUGAGUUUUGGGAAGAUCGCUCGCCGUCCGUCGGCCCGACUAAAGGCAGACGUGUGGACUCCAUGGAUAACUUCACCCCGUCCAACACUCCGUCUCGGGAAGACGACCCCAAGUCCCACCUCAAGUCGCAUUCCCGUUCCCCUUCCAUGGCUAGCGACAUGGAGCCGAUAGAGCUGAUAGACCACCCAGGCCGAACUGUUCAGACCCCCACCAUGCGUUCAGGAGGUUACGGCAGCAUCGGACGCUCCUCACCAAAGCCCAAAGCACAUCAGUUUGUUGUCAAGUCCUUCAACGCGCCCACAAAGUGCAACCAGUGCACCUCCCUCAUGGUGGGGCUCAUCCGUCAGGGCUGCACCUGUGAGGUGUGUAAUUUUUCCUGCCACGUAACUUGUGCGGACAAAGCUCCAGCUGUGUGCCCCGUGCCCCAGGAUCAGACCAAGGGUCCGCUGGGCAUUGACCCCCAGAGGGGCAUCGGUACUGCGUACGAGGGCUAUGUGAAGGUUCCCAAACCCACUGGAGUGAAGAAGGGCUGGCAGAGAGCCAUGGCUGUGGUGUGCGACUUCAAACUGUUCCUCUAUGAGCUGGGCGAAGGGAAGGCCACCCAACCGAGCGUCGUCGUCAGCCAGGUGUUGGAUAUGAGGGAUGAGGAGUUUUCAGUCAGCUCAGUUUUGGAGUCGGAUGUCAUCCAUGCCAGCCGCAAGGACAUACCGUGCAUAUUCAGAGUGACAGCGUCCCAGCUCUCCCCCUCCAGCAGCCACAAGGCGUCCAUCCUGAUCCUGGCCGACAGCGACCAGGAGAGGAACAAGUGGGUGUGUCUGCUGAACGAGCUGCACCGCAUCCUGAAGAAGAACAAGCUGAAGGAGCGCUUCGUCUACGUCCCCAAGGAGGCGUACGACUGCACCCUACCCCUCAUCAAGACCACCCAGUCUGCUGCUAUCAUAGAUCAUGAGCGCGUCGCCCUUGGCAACGAAGAAGGCCUCUUUGUCAUCCAUGUCACCAAAGAUGAAAUAAUCCGUGUGGGAGACAACAAGAAGGUCUACCAGAUCGACCUGAUCCCCCAGGAGCAGCUGCUAGCCGUCAUCUCGGGCCGGAACCGCCACGUCCGCCUCAUCCCCACUCAGGCGCUGGACGGCCGCGAGACCGAGUCCAACAAGCUGGCCGAAACGAAAAACUGCCAGAGUCUGGUUUCGGGGCCGGUCCGGAACGGCAGCCUCACCUGCCUCUGUGUGGCCAUGAAGAGUAAAGUCAUCUGCUACGAGGUGAAUAAGGGGAAAUCGCGCCACCGGGUGCUGCGGGAGCUGCAGGCCCCGGGGCCCGUCCAGUGGAUGGGUCUGCUCAGUGAGCGUCUUUACGUGGGCUACCAGUCCGGCUUCACGCGCUACAGUGUCCAUGGCGACGUGUCCCCGGUCAGCCUGCUGCACCAUGAGGACCACACCCUGGCCUUCAUCCCGCAGCAGAGCCUGAGCGCGCUGUGCGCCGUGGAGAUCUCCAGCAAAGAGCUGCUGCUGUGCUUCAGCUCCAUCGGCGUCUACGUAGACUCUCAGGGUCGGAGGUCACGGCAGCAGGAGCUCAUGUGGCCGGCUCAUCCCAGCGCCGCCUGCUACAACGCCCCCUACCUGUCGGUGUACAGUGAGAAUGCUGUGGAUGUGUUUGAUGUGAAUACCAUGGAGUGGAUCCAGACCAUUCCUCUGAAGAAGGUGCGACCUCUGAAUGUUGACGGAUCUCUGAACCUGCUGGGCCUGGAAACGGUGCGCCUGAUCUAUUUUAGAAACAAGAUGGCUGAGGGGGACGAGCUGGUCGUCCCGGAGACGUCAGACAACAGCAGGAAGCAGAUGGUGCGCAGCAUGAACAACAAGCGGCGCUUCUCCUUCAGGAUACCAGAGGAGGAGCGGCUGCAGCAGAGGAGAGAGAUGCUGCGAGAUCCAGAAAUGAGGAACAAGCUAAUCUCCAACCCCACCAACUUCAACCAUGUGGCCCACAUGGGACCAGGAGACGGGAUCCAGAUCCUGAAAGAUCUCCCCAUGCAGAAUGUCCGUGUUCAGGAGACCCGGGCGGGGUUCAGCGGCUCUGUCAGCAUUCCCUCCAUCACCAAGAAUCGGGCGGAGCCGGGGCGCUCGAUGAGCGCCAGCAGCGGACUGGGCAUACGCUCGUCGUCUCAGAACGGCAGCGCUCUGCGCAGGGAGCUGUCCGGGGGAAGCUACGGGUCCAAACGCCAGACCAUGACCUCGCCCUCCGAGAGCUCCCUGUCAUCCGGCGGGGGGAUGGACUGCGGCGACGCUCCGCUCUCCCAGUUCGACAGAGAGUGGCAGGCGGUCUCGCCGUCGGAGAAGACCCCCGAUCUGAAAAGGGCUUUAAGGACCCUGCUUAGUAAGAUGAAGGACUCUGACUCCCCCCGUCACUCCACGGCCUCCAACAGCUCCACCUUCAGCAGCCCCCCCAGCCCGGCGUCCCCACACAAGACCAAGUCCCUGUCCCUGGAGAGCACAGACCGGAUGGGCUGGGACACAUGAGCCCUCCCCACUGUCCCCUCACCCCAUUCCUCCCUGACCUCGCCCCUACACCACCCCCUCCUCCCGCCUCCACUGCCCAGAGAACUGCACCUCCCACCCGCCGCUCCCUCCUCCUGACGAACUGCCUCUGGACGUUGCUUCCUGAUUGGACGGAAACACUACAAACUCUGGGCCUUUUCGAGGGGAAACCCCCCAAAAUGAGAAUGAGAGCUGCGCUAUGAUUAUCCAGAAUAGACACUGACACUCCUCCCUACCCAGCAUAGAGAUUCGCAUAGAGACGCCAAACUUUACGACACAACAGAAAAAAAUAAGAAGCGGAUUGUCGACGAGAGAAAAUUAUUUGUAUUUGUACAUAGGACCAGCCGGGUUUCAGGGGGACAAUUUUAAUUUAUUUAUCGAUCUUAGAUGGGGAAAGUUACGUUUGCUUCCACGCAACAUGAAGCAAAUGUUUUCCCAGUCGCUUUUUCUUUUUCCGUCUCUGUCGCAUAUUAUUAAAAAAAAGGAAGCGAGAAGAAAAGGAAUGAGUUUUAGUUUUCUCCUGAUACUCAGUGCAGUGACUUUAUAUUUUCUAAUUAUUGUUAUUUUGAGCGUUAGCAAAAAACCUUCCUACUGUGCUACUCUCUUCCUCAUUGGUUCAUCCAGGGAGGCGUCCUCCGUCAUCGUAGCGUUAGAUGUUCCACUUUGCUGUGCAACCAAACUGACCAACUCACUGACUCCCAUCGCAAUGAUGUACAUAGGUUCAAAGUAGAGUAAUAUAUGAUAAGGAAAAUACUAUAGAGAACUACACGGGGAAUGAGCAAAGAAAUCCUAAUUUGGUUUUUGUUUUGAGUGAUUUUGAGUUUUUAUUCACACAAAAAGCCAUUUUUAAACCACUUUGUUGUUUUUUUUAAAUCAGUUUUAUGAGUUAGUUUUAUAUCCUAAGUCUGACACGUUCUGUUGUGUUUUUGGUUUUUGUGUUUCUCUCCUCCACCCCCAAUUUACGAACUGACACUACUGCUCAAACUAUCUAGUGGAAAAUGUGCAUUUCUCACCAACCCGCUAUCACACAUUUAUCUGCACUCUUGUACACUGAUACGUUGGUUUUACGCAGCAAACGCCUCAUCCCUACGGCUCCUCUGGUCGUCCGAUGGGCUGUGGAACUGGGAUAGAAAAAAGGUUGAUCCCUCUACCAAUGGAUAAGCUCUAUUUAACCAAAUACGGACAAAAGAGGGACAUUUUGGUAACCUGCUUUCUUUUGUCACAGCCGUUGCUUGUUAAAAAUGUGCUGAAAUGUCAAUUAAAAGCUCUUGAUGGAAACAGAGCACUAAAACAAGGAAUGUAAACACUUAAACCAGCGCGUGACUCCUAUGUACUUCUGAUUGUUUUGCUAAUACUAACUGGGCUGGAGCUAUAAACUCACUUGGUUUUGGGGAGAUUUUUUGUUGUUGUAUUUUACUGUAGCUGUUGAGCAGUUUCUGCCAUUUACUUUGCCAGUUUUGAACCCCAUUUACUAAAGGAACAACUCAUGGAGCAUAAUCUGACAAGAGCAGAAUCUGACAGUAACCUAUGUGGAUUAGACACAAAUCAAACACAAUUUUCUGUUAUUUAAAACACAGAAACAUUCUCAAUACUAAAAUAGUUUUCUUUUGGAUAAACGUAGAAUAAACAUUCCUAUCGUACACAGUAUUUUCUCUUUUCCCUCCAUUGAGGAGUCCAAGUUGAAGCCUGUCAGGAUCAGCACCAUAUAAGGGAAUCAAACAUUACAUUCUUCAGUGGUCAUUCCUGCUGCUUCCCCCUGUUGAAAUCCAACAAAUUAGCUCUCCAUAUCUCAUUCCAAGUGUUUUGUUUAUGGAUUUUAUUUUCUAUUGUGAUUUGAAGCUCAAAGCUUAUUUUCCAACAAUCGGAACCUUUUUAAGCGUGCAGCUCUCCAUUUUUUGCCUGCAAGUGGUGUCCGGUAGGAGGGAAAGGAAGCAGACUUUGUUGGGCGGGAGGUGUUUUAACAUCGGUCGAUAUGUUUAAAAAAAAAAAAAACUGACUGAUCCCAGAUGUUCUGGAGCGAGGAAGGAAAUCUCAGGAAAUGUGUCGAGGUCGGCCUAUGGGACGGAUGGCGUGAGUCGAUGGGUGGUAGGUGAUCCGAUGGCCAAAGUGCCGCGGUUUUCUGUGGAGGAAGGCCUGAACGAAAUCAAACGCCUUUACAUUUCAGUGAGGUCUUAUCUACAGUACCUUCUAUAUUAUUUUUGCUCUUUCAUAUCAUAUUACACGUUUUUUUUUCUAGGAUUGGUUUGUAAUAAUUUGUACAGUUUUGCAUGUUCUAGAUGUAAUCAUUUUGUUUUUGGUUUGUUUUACUUGCUCCUUUUUGGACUGUUUGGGCGUUUUACUGAGGAUAACCCACUACAGGUGAUGUAGAUUCCUUUUUGCACAAAAAUAUUUAAGGUGUAAGGUCAAAAAUAAUGUAUGGAACUGGCUGCCACACUGAUGUGGAGAACUCAUAUUAACCUGACUCCGAUGUAUUUCAAUAAAGCGGAGGGCUGUUACAAAUACA
Poeciliopsis prolifica (blackstripe livebearer) is the source of this 9137-nucleotide messenger RNA. RefSeq names its product CDC42 binding protein kinase alpha (DMPK-like) b (gene cdc42bpab). The record is from RefSeq and is a predicted model, not a curated record. Gene Ontology annotation, biological process: actomyosin structure organization; peptidyl-threonine phosphorylation. Bases 1160 to 6616 code for a protein of 1818 amino acids. The transcript is spliced from 45 exons. Gene Ontology annotation, molecular function: protein serine/threonine kinase activity; ATP binding. Gene Ontology annotation, cellular component: cytoskeleton; cytoplasm; actomyosin. Lineage: Eukaryota; Metazoa; Chordata; Actinopteri; Cyprinodontiformes; Poeciliidae.